AGAGAGAGAGAGAGAGAGAGAGAGAGAGAGAGAGAGAGAGAGAGAGAGAGAGAGAGAGAGAGAGAGACUGGCUGGGGUUGUCUAUGGUUAGGUGUAACGUUUGCUCUCUCGGUGCCGUUGUUACAUGUGUGAGGAAGAGGGAAAGGGGGGAGGCUGAUAACUGGGCUUUAAUGGCGAGAUCGGCACCCGAAAGCGCUGCGCUCCGAUGGGGUCGACGGGGAUGAAAUGAUGCUGAUGAUGAUGUUUAGCGUUUACUCCCAACGAUGACAACGCUCUCCUUUACCUGAAGUUCGAACCCAGUGGGUAGAAGACUCUCCUCCAUGCCCACCCUUCCUUUUAUCCAAUCUGGUCCCUGUAACCCAACUGCUUUCCCCUCCUACUUUUAUCCCACCUGAGACCACACCCUGCUGCUCCACCCAAAUGUACCCAAGCCAAGGAUUUUGAACAGCACAUACUUAGAGCCAAUCAGGAACCUUGAAGCCAUUCAGGAAAUAGCAACACAACUCAUGAUCUACCUGAACACUGAGGAAAAAUAAGGAAAAAGCUGUGGAUAAUUAACUUGCAAGGACGAAAACGAGAGAAAAUUCUGAUAAACUGGCAGUACGUGUCUACCUUUGAAGAAGAGCACAGCAAUUAGGAUAUUUCACCAAGCUGUAGAAGAAAGCAGAAAAGUUUGAAUAGAGGUUGAAAAGGCACAGAAAAGUGUACCAUUCAUGCAUGCACACUCACAACACAUACACACCAAUCACUUAAACUGAAUGUGCACCACAAACUGAGUACACACAAAAUAAAACAAACCUGCAAUACUCGACACAACACUAUAUAGACAGCAAACUCCCACUGCAUGCCACACACAUUCCCACAUACACAUUACAGACUGUUAAGGCACACAUUCUUACCACAGACCACACACAAUUAUCACACACCAUAAGACGCUACACAAUCCUACACUAAGCAAAUGCUCAUAUAGACACCCGCAUAUGAACAACAAGCUGCCAUACACUCUCAGGCACAAAAACACCACCGGAUCCAACGCAUAAGCAGUCCCACACUCUGAUUCUCACAAAUUCCUCUUGUAGGGACCACACGUACACAAAGUCACCCCUUAACCUCCCUCUCGCUAUCAGAUAACAAACUCUUGCACGUGUUCACACACUCCACGGCAUCAAGAUGAUGUGUGAGGUGAUGCCCACCAUCUCUGAGGACGGGCGGGGAGGUGGAGGAGGAGGCCCAUCCUCUCCUGCUGGAGGAGGUGGGGGUAUGGGGGGCGGCGCAGGGGGCAUGGGUGGUGGGUAUGGGGGCAGGGAGGCCCGUGGUGGAGAUGAAGGGGGGAGCACUGGAAAUCUGGAGUCUCUGAUGGUGAACAUGCUGACGGAGAGAGAGCGGCUGCUGGAGAGUCUCAGAGAGACCCAGGAGAGUCUCGGCACAGCACAGCUACGUCUGCGAGAGCUGGGUCAUGAGAAGGACUCGCUACAGAGGCAACUCUCCAUCGCACUGCCACAGGAGUUUGCUGUUUUGACCAAAGAGCUGAAUGUAUGUCGGGAGCAGCUGCUGGAGAGAGAGGAGGAGAUUGCUGAGCUCAAGGCGGAGAGGAACAAUACACGGCUGCUUCUGGAGCAUCUGGAGUGUCUGGUAUCUCGACACGAGCGUUCUCUGAGGAUGACUGUGGUAAAGAGGCAGGCUCAAUCUCCUGCUGGAGUCUCCAGUGAGGUGGAGGUGCUCAAGGCCCUCAAGUCUCUUUUUGAACAUCACAAAGCCCUGGAUGAAAAGGUGCGUGAGAGAUUGCGUGUGGCUUUAGAGAGAGUCGCUGUUCUAGAAGAAGAGCUGGAGGCGUCCACAAAUGAGGUCCUGUCUUUGCGGGAUCAGAUUAAAAGGAGAGAACGGGGUUUGGACAAUGGAAAGGAGCGGCUCCCGAACGGACCCUCCUCCAUCUUGGAUGAUGGAGAGAUUGACAGACAGAGAGAGGGAGAGAUAGAGAGACAGAGAGCAGAGCUUUCACAGUUGAAAGAGAGAUUGGCUCUUAUGUGCAGACAAGUUGGAGAAAUCGAGGAACAGCUCACAACCGCCAGGAGGGAAUUAGCUAAAUCUGAGGAAGCCAAUCAGAAGCUUCAAAGGGAUGUCAAAGAGGCACUGUGUCAAAGAGAGGACAUGGAAGAAAGGAUCACCACUUUAGAGCGCAGGUAUCUCAGUGCCCAGAGGGAGGCAACCUCUCUCCAUGACAUCAAAGACAAGCUGGAGAACGAGCUUGCCAGCAAAGAAUCUUUAUACAGACAGAGUGAAGAGAAGAAUCGGCAGCUCCAGGAGCGUCUGGAUGAUGCUAAGCAGAAGCUCCAGCAGACCCUACAGAGGGCUGAGACACUGCCUGAGAUCGAGGCCCAACUCGCCCAGAGGGUGGCGGCACUCAAUAAGGCUGAGGAACGCCAUGGCAACUUUGAGGAGCGACUGAGGCAGUUGGAGGCACAACUGGAAGAAAAGAACCAGGAGUUACAGAGGGCGAGGCAGAGGGAGCGGAUGAACGACGAACACAACAAGCGUCUCUCUGACUCAGUGGACAAGCUUUUGUCAGAGUCCAAUGAGAGACUUCAGCUGCACCUGAAAGAGAGAAUGGCUGCACUGGAGGAUAAGAACGCUCUUUCUGAGGAACUUGCAAACAUGAAGAAGAUCCAAGAUGAUCUCUUAGCAAACAAGGAUCAACUAAUUGCUGAGCUCGAGAGGCUUCAGCUAGAGCUGGACCAGCUGAGAGGAAGACCUGGUUCCUCUUACUCACGAUCUCUUCCAGGAAGUGCCCUGGAGCUGAGGUACUCUCAAGGAAGUGGGUCACUUCCUGCCGGCUCCACCACCCACCUAGAUCAUUAUGGAAACACAGGCACAGGAGGCGUGGUCAGACGGGCUCAUCGCGGGCGCUGGGGUGGAGCAAGGGAGGAAACCAGCAAGUACGGUGACUGGGACGGUGGAGCUCUGUUGGGGACUGGCUUUGAGGGCGGCGUGGAGGACAGGUGUUCUGAUGAUGAAGAGGAUCGUGAGACGCUUUUCGGCCCAGAGCUGCUCUCUCCAAGCGGGCAGACAGAUGUGCAGACUCUUGCUAUCAUGUUGCAGGAGCAGCUGGAGGCCAUCAACAAAGAGAUUAAGUUGAUUCAGGAAGAGAAGGAAAGCACAGAGCUUCGCGCAGAAGAGAUCGAGAGUCGGGUCAGCAGCGUGGCUCUGGACGGCCCUCCCAUCCCCCCUAACUCUCUUGGGCGGGACAGCACUGGGCGUGGCUUCAUCCCCCCAUCCCUCACAUCCUCCACCCUGGCAUCACCCUCUCCACCCAGCUCUGGGCACUCAACUCCCCGCCUGCCCCACUCUCCUGCACGCGAGACAGACAGACAGAACAACAAAGAAGACGAUAGGUCCCUGGCCCUGUUGGACUCCACCCCUCCUCCCACUCCUCGUGCGCUGCGAUUGGACAGGAUGACACACACUCACCCUGGUGCUAUGUUGGACGACAGUCGUGAAUUCCGCAGCCUCUCAGCUGAUGGCAGCAGUUCAAACAGCAGCCAAGACUCCCUCCACAAGGCCAGCAAAAAGAAAAGCAUUAAGUCUUCCAUUGGCCGGCUCUUUGGGAAGAAGGAUAAAGUCAGAAUGGGUCAGCCUGGGCGUGAGUCAACAUCUCUGGCCUCCACCCCCUCAGAUGACCUGGGCUCUGUGGAUCCCCUCGGGCUCACUAAGAUGGCCGGUCCAGUGGACAAGGAUCGUCGUAGCAAGAAAAAACAUGAACUGUUGGAGGAGGCAUGCCGACAGGGCCUGCCCUUUGCAUCCUGGGAUGGACCCACUGUUGUCUCCUGGCUGGAACUGUGGGUGGGCAUGCCAGCAUGGUAUGUGGCAGCAUGUCGUGCUAAUGUGAAGAGUGGAGCUAUAAUGGCUAACCUAUCAGACACAGAGAUCCAGAGAGAGAUCGGCAUCAGUAACCCUCUGCACCGCCUCAAACUGAGACUGGCCAUUCAGGAGAUGGUGUCCCUGACCAGCCCCUCUGCCCCGGCCAGCACACGCUCUUCAACCAGUAACGUGUGGAUGACCCAUGCUGAGAUGGAAUCCCUGACUGCAGCUACCAAACCAGAGCUGAAAGAGAUUAGCUGGGAUCAGAUCCUGGCCUAUGGAGAUAUGAACCAUGAGUGGGUGGGCAACGAUUGGCUGCCGAGUCUGGGUUUGCCCCAGUACAGGAGCUACUUCAUGGAGUCACUGGUGGACGCUCGUAUGUUGGACCAUCUGACCAAGAAAGAGCUACGUGGGCAGCUCAAAAUGGUGGACAGUUUCCACAGGGUGAGCCUGCAUUAUGGCAUCAUGUGCCUGAAGCGCCUCAACUAUGACCGCAAGGAGCUGGAGAGGAGGAGAGAUGAGAGCCAGCACCAGAAUAAAGAUGUGAUGGUGUGGUCAAACGAGCGUGUGAUGUGCUGGGUGCAGUCUAUCGGCCUGAAGGAGUAUGCAGAUAAUUUGACAGAGAGUGGAGUGCAUGGAGCCCUGCUCGCACUGGAUGACACCUUUGAUUAUACUGAUCUCGCACUGCUCCUGCAAAUACCCAACCAGAACACACAGGCACGACAACUUCUGGAGAAAGAAUAUAACUCUCUUAUCACCAUGGGAACAGAGAGGAGGCCAGACGAGGAUGGCACUAAGACAUUCACCCGCUCUCCGUCCUGGAGGAAGAUGUUCCGCGAGAAGGAUCUGAGGGGGGUGACCUCUGAUUCCUCAGAGACCCUGCCUGCUAAUUUCCGUGCCUCAGCCAUCUCUACACCCUCAGUUACCCUGAGGAAGGUCCAGAGCGAUGCAUCUCCAAGGGCAGAAUCUGGCUCAGUGAGGACCUACUCCUGUUGAGGGACUGCAAAGGAGGCGCUGUCAUCAGAGAGCUGGAACCGGCUUUACAUUUCAUUCAAGGGGAGGAGGGGGGAUAAGCAGAAAAAAAAAGCAAUGAAUAUAUACAUUUAUAAAUAUAACUCUACUGGUCUGACCAUUCUGCAAUAACAGAAGAGGAGAAGAAAAGAGGGAUGGAGAAGAAAGAGAAAAAAGACAUGAAGAAUGUGUGACACGGAGAGUGUGGUAAGAAAUGGGAUGGUUGGAGGAAUCGGACUGUUUAAUCUUUCUUUCUGUCGUUCUCUCUUCUCACUUCCUGUGUCUGUGCUGAUGGGACAUUUGUAGAUGGACUCUCUCGUCUUUCCAUCUUUUGUUUCAGUGGAGAUGCCUACAGCCCUAGUUCCUCAGAAUGGGUUUCGUUGACUGCCUAGAAUUGGUCUCUUGUGUCUUUAAGUAGAAACAGAUGUUUGUGGCAGUGUCAUUCGCACUCAAACCUGGAAAAUUCAGGGAUGUUUACAUACAGGAAAGCAGUGUCUAAGGGUGCACAGGAAGUGUACUGAAUAGCACAGUUGAAGGGCCAGGCUGCGUGAAGUGUGCUGAAGAAAGAUUGGAAGAGUUCACUGUAGUUUCAAGAGCGCGAGCACAAGAGGAAACUCCUGAGAAAGACUGCAGUGAAAGCUACCUGUAAGGCAAAGAGCAAAAGGGCACAAUUCUUUCUCAAUUAAUGCUAGGUGUUUUUUAUUUCAAAACUUUAGAUCAAAGACAAAAUGUGUGGGGAGAGAGUCAGCAAAAAUGUCUGGCAUUGAAGGUAAGCUGGUGGCAGAUAGACUAGAAACACUAGGAGAUAAAGAGAGAGCCAAGAUGCUUGCGGACAAAGCAAGUGACCAGCAGAAAUGAGCAUCCUGAAGUGUCCUGAGGGACAGAAUAAUUCUAACAACGCAAGCCAUAAAAGAAAACAAGUGAUGUACCAAGGAGGAAACGCAGGGGGGGAGGGAGGGGCGGGGAAAAACAAGUGAAAGAAAUUGUUUAGCUUCUGUGUUGCGAUGCAUGUCAAACAACCAAGAUGACAACAAACUAAAACUUUCGGGGAAUAUGACAAUAUGACGAAAAAAUUAAAACUAUGUGUACAUUUAACAUAUGAGGUUAAGAGCUUGGGGAACAAUUUGUAAAAUGUGUGUAUUUUCAUUUUUAUUUUUUAUUUUUAUGAUAAUUAUAUUUAUUUUCUUUAUGUAUGUAUUGAAUAACUGUAUGUACAUGUUCAUUUAAUACUUAAUUCUGACUGUAAUUUAAUUUGAUUAGUUUAAAGCGUAAAUAUGAAAUAUUAAAAACAUGAUCAUUAAAAUAUGCUACUUGUAUGUGUACAUUUUGACAACAAAAACACUUGUGUUAUGAUUUAAAAGAAACCAUUACUGUUGAUGAGGAUGACAGUGAUUCAAAUUGAAAAUAAUGUCUGCAAAAUAAACAAUAAUGAUGAUGAAAAUCAAAUAAAAUAAAGUGUUCCUA
Messenger RNA from Myxocyprinus asiaticus (Chinese sucker), 6330 nucleotides. It is a transcript of the gene ppfia3, whose product is annotated as PTPRF interacting protein alpha 3. Gene Ontology annotation, molecular function: protein binding. Gene Ontology annotation, cellular component: presynaptic active zone. The record is from RefSeq and is a predicted model, not a curated record. NCBI's taxonomy places the organism in Eukaryota, Metazoa, Chordata, Actinopteri, Cypriniformes, Catostomidae. The coding region runs from base 1171 to 4851 and encodes 1226 amino acids. The transcript is spliced from 32 exons. Gene Ontology annotation, biological process: synapse organization.